GCUGAGCUGGCCCCAGGGCAGCCCCGAGAUGAAUUUACGUGUGGGUGUGGGGCAAUUUGGGUGGGAACGACCUGGAGGCUACCACCUCGCCUUCCUGCGCCUCGCUGCUGGUGGGGUGUGUGCAGAAAGAGCAGAAAUAAAUAGGAGGCUCCCUCCUCCCAGCGACACUCAGGGAUCCGGAGGCCGCCGCCCUGGGUGUUUGCCUGCCCUGUAGCCAGGGUUCCAGCCGGAGGAGUAGUUUCGUUUCCUUCUGGCUCCCAGGAUUAGUUGCCAGGCACCUCCUUGGACGCCCGUGUGGCCUGGAAAAAAGGCUCAGAAGGAGGCGGGAGGCUCGUCCAGGGGCUGCCCGCCCCGCAGCGCGGGUUUGAUGGACCUGACCGCCCCGGGCAGCGGCGCGGGCUCCCUGCCGCUGCUCCUGGCCCUGGGUUUAGUGAUCCUCCACUGUGUGGUGGCAGAUGGGAACUCAACCAGAAGUCCUGAGAAUGAUGGCCUUCUCUGUGGAGAUGCCAGAGAAGAUUGUGCAGUUACCACCACACAGUCAAAGUGGAAUGAUUACUUCUCUCCAUGCCCCAAGAAAUAUGAGCAUUACUGCAUCAAUGGGAAAUGUCGCUUCGUGGGUGCCCUGCAGACACCCUCCUGCCUCUGUGAUGAUGGCUAUGCUGGGGCAAGAUGUGAGAGAGUUGACUUUUUUUACCUGAGAGGAGACACAGGACGGAUUCUGGUGAUUUGUUUGGCGGCAGUUAUGGUGACAUUGAUCAUUUUGGUGAUUGGUGUCUGCACAUGCUGUCAUCCCCUUCGAAGGAAAAAGAAAGAAGAUAUGCCAAAUCUUGAUAAAGAUAUAACUCCUGUAAAUGAAGAUAUUCAAGAAACUAGUAUUGUUUAACGUCUCUGAAGGUACCUCCAGGAUGGUCGCAAGCUACAAAAUGCCAGGCUCAACUGAAAAUGACAGAAUGUGUCUCAGGAAAACAGCUAACAAAAUGAAUUUUAAAGCAUGUAUUUACCUUUGUAACAGUUCUUGUUGUUUACUAUUGUUUUUGUUAUAAUAAUAAAUUUUAUUAUUGUUUAAUAAUUGGGAAAAAGUACCCAGUUAAGAAGGGAAUAUUAUUAAACUUCCACUUAAGCUUUGUCACCAGGAUUACUAGUUAUAUAAG
Pipistrellus kuhlii (Kuhl's pipistrelle) is the source of this 1151-nucleotide messenger RNA. It is a transcript of the gene BTC, whose product is annotated as betacellulin. The coding region runs from base 368 to 883 and encodes 171 amino acids. The transcript is spliced from 6 exons. The record is from RefSeq and is a predicted model, not a curated record. Lineage: Eukaryota; Metazoa; Chordata; Mammalia; Chiroptera; Vespertilionidae. Gene Ontology annotation, biological process: positive regulation of cell population proliferation; epidermal growth factor receptor signaling pathway; positive regulation of mitotic nuclear division.